AUCUACCCACUGGGCUUCCAAGUUGAAGUUCCUGGGGCCCCGUGUCCCCUCCCCACGACCUUCAAUCCCACAGAGCCCAUGGGCACGGCACGUCGCUCUCAUCCUCUGACAUUCCUGCAUGCUGAAGUCACUUCUUCCUUCCACCAAGGCCAUCCCCGGCCAUUCCUCCGAUCAUCUGUUUAUUGUGUCUCUGUGUGGGAGAGAACUGGCUGAAGAGAAAGAGGAGCAGGACUUGGAUGGUGAGACGGGGCCAUCAUCGGCAGGGCCUGAGGAGGACGACGGGGAAGGCUUCUCCUUCAAAUACAGCCCCGGGCAGCUGAGGGGAAACCAGUACAAGAAAAUGAUGACCAAAGAGGAGCUGGAGGAGGAGCAGAGGAUUGAGCUGACCUCUGACCUCACUUCCCUGUAGCAAGUUCCUUAGGUCCUGAGCCACAAAUAUUCUUGCAAAUCCUUUUGAACUGAAGAAUAACGAAGUUAUCCUUAGCGUCCUCCUAAAGGCUUUUCCUUUUGGCAUCUUAAAAGCUUGAGAGAUAAAAUGGAAACCCCAGAGAGGAGUCUGGCAGGCUCCCAGGGUGCAUGCUGCCUUCGUAAAUCUGCUGAGCUCUAGACCCUCAAUCAGGACUUGUCCCUUGGCUAGCAGGAUCCUGGGAACACCUUUGGCCCUGCCCUGUAGCGAGAUGUUCAUGUCCAUUUCUGUGGGUCACUUUGUUAAGCUGAAGCGUUUUAAGAGUUUGAGCUCAGACCCUGGACUGGGAUUUUUCUUACCACUCAAACUUGCUAUCCACACAUCCUGCACACCUUAGAUAAAACAAACAUUUAAAAAGCAGAGUUCACUUUCACUCCAGUGCCCCCAUUUUGUCCUCACUGAAGCCAAACCACAAAAGACUUUGAGGAAUGAGAGACAAAUGAGGUAGAGCUCACCUGUGCUCACCAGCUCGGUCAGAGUGGUCAGCCGACCCCUUUCCCUGGGAACCCCACCUCUCUCUCUGGCUAGCUUGGUUGUCGGGGGUGAGAUGCCAUAUUGAUUAGAAGGCAGCAAAGAACCAGUACCAGGAACUGACUUGACCAUUCCCCUUACUUUUCAUCUAGAGAAAUCUUGGAUUCAGCCCAUUUAUUGCUAAGACACCUUUUCACUGACGUUCUUACCAGCUCAGCCAAAUCUCCACUCUGCUAUAGCAGAAGCAAUAAUGUUGCUUUAAAAAGAUUUCUUGACUAUGCCUUUUCUUAGAAAGGUUGAUAGAUUAGUUGGAACUUCAGAUCAUCAGAUCAGUCUCAGAUUCGUUUCUUGGAAUUUUAUAUUUGACAGUAUUUAUACUAUACCAAACUCAUUUGCAGUUCUUAGGUUUGUUGGUUAAAACAUUUUUUUAAAGCAGUAAGUUUAUAGAAAAUGUUUUCAUUUAAUGGAAGGCUGGGGAAUGUCCAGCAUCAGCCCCUAUGGCAUGCAUUCCCAGUGGCUUUCUCCAUCUCAGCCUGAAACCUUUGGUUCAGGGCUUAGGGGAGAACAGGCCACAUGGCAACAGCCACAUAGUCAUUGCCUUCAACACAGAGCCACGGGGUGAAUGGAUGUACUUCUGUGUCCCCAAACAGCAAUAGCCAUGCCCUUGUCCAGGCUGGGAUCUAAUGGAUACAAUAGGUCGUUGACUCCCUCCCAGUAGAGCUAUCUAGGUUUGUCUGGAAAAUUUCCCACCAUGGCUUAUAGGCACCACACCUCAUGUACUCCUGAUGGCUUGGAUCUCUGUAUUCAGCCUUUGUUCAGUCCAAUAAACUUUGAGUAGAUGAUCUCAA
This is a messenger RNA of Mandrillus leucophaeus (drill), 1785 nucleotides long. It is a transcript of the gene MXRA7, whose product is annotated as matrix-remodelling associated 7. Bases 119 to 409 code for a protein of 96 amino acids. NCBI's taxonomy places the organism in Eukaryota, Metazoa, Chordata, Mammalia, Primates, Cercopithecidae. The transcript has 5 exons. The record is from RefSeq and is a predicted model, not a curated record.